AUGAAGGAGUAUGAUGAAUGCUGGCCCAUAAGAUUCAGUGUCCGAAAAAUUUACGGUACGGGGACUGAUAGUGAUGAUAGUGAUAACGACGCUGAUAAUGAUAGUGAUAAUAGAAAUGAUCACAAAGAGCCCUCGAAUCAAUCAGUUCGUCACAAAAGACCUCGAGGUCUUGUGAUGUGUAUUAUUUGUACAACUCUUCAUAAGGUUUGUGUUGCGGUGAAUAUUCGGAAUCGUCAAAUUACGGCGAAAGUUGAUUCAAAGAGUCGAGAGGAGAGCAGCAAUUCAACGAUGAAGUACGUCUGUAAACCGUUCUGGGAAGAUGGCGGUCUUGGACUGGGCUUGCAUCGACAGGAGGCUGGGCCUUGGCAAACCAGGAUCAAAUUAUCGGGCCGAAAUAUUUUGGCAAUAUCCACACAAAUUCGUAUGAACUAUACAGAUAGACAGAAUCCUCAUCAUCAGUUGCUAUACGAUUAUGCAGUGCUGCGACGAUACACUCCCGGUAGUGAAGAGGAACUCUUAGCGAAAUAUGUUUGCAUGAAAGGAGCGGAUUCCGGGUGGUUUGUUUUAUUUGAAUAUCAAUAA
Anisakis simplex (herring worm) is the source of this 582-nucleotide messenger RNA. The record is from the annotation of a GenBank genome assembly. Lineage: Eukaryota; Metazoa; Nematoda; Chromadorea; Rhabditida; Anisakidae.